AUGAGCGAAGAACGACCGAGCGGGCUGAUCGCCAAUAAAGGCCUGGAGCUGCUGACCUUCGGCACCCCCAACGGUGAGGCGGAGAUUAAACGCAGGCGAGUGCUGGGACUGAUGGCUUCGGCAUGCAGGUCACAAGGCGAGCAUCAUCCUCGAGGAGCUGAAAGACGCGUAUGGGAAGCCGGACUACGUCUUCCAGAGCAUCAACAUUGGACGGAACAUUCAGGUAUGGACAACACGAAGGGGAUCCUUGGCGGUCGUUCUGACAAGGGGUAGAAAGAGCCAUGGUUCACUGAGAAAGGCCCCAAUGGCCGUAUCCCCGUGUUGAUCGACCACGAUAAUGGCGGCCUUGGUAUCAUGGAAGGCUCGGCCAUUCUGUCCUACUUGACCCGGCACUUCGAUCCGGACCACAAGUUUUCCUUCACCAAAGACCCAGAGCUCUCGGAGUGCGAGCAAUGGCUCGCCUGGCAGCACGGCGGCCUUGGACCGAUGCAGGGCCAAGCGAACCACUUCUUCCGUCUCGCCAAGGAACGCAUCCCCUACCCCACGCAGCGCUACGUUGGCGAGACCGAACGUCUCUAUGGUGUCCUUGACAUCCGUCUCAAGAACCGCGAAUACCUCGUUGGCAACAAGUACUCCAUCGCAGACAUUGCCAACUACAGCUGGGUCAAUGUUGCCUACUUUGCCGGCGUUGAUCUCGAGCAGUUCCCUAACCUCUACAAGUGGUGGCAGAGGAUCAAUGCACGACCUGCCGUGCAGAAGGGUGUUGCUGUUCCAAGUCAGCCAACCAUCACCAACGACAAAUAUCAACAGAGGCUGAAGGAUGAGCCGGAGUUCGCGCAGAAGGAGAAAGAGCUGCGGGAGAUUCUGCAAAAGGCAAAGGAACAGUACAGUUAUAAGUUCUCCGCGCCAUGA
Messenger RNA from Lecanosticta acicola, 912 nucleotides. Lineage: Eukaryota; Fungi; Ascomycota; Dothideomycetes; Mycosphaerellales; Mycosphaerellaceae. The record is from the annotation of a GenBank genome assembly.